AUGAUUUCCAUGCAGCGUUCCCUUUCCUCGCCAGUUCGCAUAGUGUCUGCUUCUGCCUCCCAAGAUGACGCGAACCAGCCCCGACCACCGACCCCUCCCUCCGAGACUUACAACACCUCCUUCCGCUCCCGCCGUCAAAGGUCCCCGAGUCCCACCACCCGAAGCGCAGAGGCCGCCGUAAACAUGCCCGUACGCCGUAGCGAAGACGUGCCCAGGAGACCCGCCUCCAGGUCGCACCAAAAGCCCGUGAUUGCCCAAGCGUCUACGCUUUCGCCCGUCAAGGUCACCAUGGACCCUUCGUCCGAAGUUCCGUCCGCAUCCGCUGCUGGCAAGACAUCCUCGCCCGCCCUCUCCCAGGCCCUUCUCCCCGACCCGUCCUUGUAUGCGAAUCCUCACCUGGCUCCCGAGCCCGACACCACGACCCUUGAGGAGCUCGCCCAUUUGGUUAGGCUGUCCAAAUACCAGGAGCGCAAGCGCGCAAACACGAGGAUACGUUUGCAGAGAAACCUCAUCUCUACGGCCCUGUCUGCCCGCCUGAACCGUUGCGGUGAGAUUGCCAGAAAGAACUUGGUAGACUGUUUUCGAUCCGAUGACAAAAAGACCUUUGCCUCGCUCUUCAACGCCAUUCACGAUGUGCGCAAGAGCUGCGACGAGCUGCGACGCUAUGCCCUUUUGGAACCAGAGAUGGACUCUCUCCAGUCUCCUGCUUUGGCGUCGUCAGAAAGCGUGGACACGCCACCCAAUUCAACAUCGGGAUCUAGUUCUCUUGGAUCCAUGACCCCUUUCCUCUCCGAAUUGCCAGCCUCCGUCAGAGAAAUCUUCCUGAACUUCCUGACUCAGAUCAGGACCAACCCAGACUACUUGGCCGCGAGGUUGUGUUCCCUAACCCCUACAGAACUGAAUGCCUUUACCUCGUUCCACCAGGGAUCGGAACCUGUAGAAUCCGUUCUGCCCUAUCACGGCAGCCGCUCUUCAACCCGAAGUCACUCUGGUCCCAGUAGCCGAGGACCUGCCAGUUCACCUAAUCCCAUCGAACGCUUAUUGUCUUUCCAGAGGCAUGAUCCUCUCUCAGCCUUGGUCCAUACCUGCUUUGCCAACUCCGCCGGCCCCGACAGCGCCGAAGAUAGACGCCGAACCGAGAUAUGGGGAACGGCUCUAGCAAGACUCAUCACCGAGUCCAAGGCCAGCAGCGAGCCCAUGCUGAUUUCCGUACUCAACGUUUGGACUGCCAUGCGCGAUUGGUCCGGCAAAUCCAACAUGGAAUGGUAUCUCAUGAAGAUCCUCGAGGAUGGUGCCUUUCUUCUGGACAAAGCCGAGGACCAACACGGCACCAGGUUCAACCUCGCCGACUGGACCGCCAAGGAUAGUAUUGCUGCCGAGGAGUUCUACGACAGGGCCGUCAAUGAGCUCUUCGAGAUCAUCGAUGACGAGGAUGCAACUGGUAUCCCCGAAGGCCUCAUCGAGCUGGGUAACGCCAUUUUGAAGAAGCUGGACAGCAAGCUCGUUGACGGCACGCGCAACUGGUUUGUAUACAAAUGGCUCUUCUCUGUCUUCCUUCUCGGCGUCGUCAUACACCCGGAAAGCCACGGCCUCAUGGGCGAUUACCACAUCACAGAGUAUGGCCGACAGAAGAUCCUCAAGCAAGUCGCCAUGAGGGCGCAACAGCUGGUUGUGGAAAUCACCUGGAACAAGAAGGGAACCGUCUCGACCCCGCCCAAGAUCCAGGGCCACGUGGACAGCAUCUUGAACCGAUUCAAACGGUCCCGGUCUCAAAGACCCCCGGCCAAGUUGCUGCCCGCCCGUUCGAUUACCUCCCUCCGGGAGACCGUCGAGGUCCAUCCGUACCUGGUUGUGAGCCCGGCUGACCUGGUCACGCUUGUCAACGUCUUGUUCCCUGAGCGCCGGCCUAUGUCAGCCCAGUCCAGCGGUUUUAGAUCAGGGGCCCCUUCCAUCUCUGGCUUUUCGGCGGUUUCUCAGCCCAUCUCCAUGGGUGCACCUCGGAGUAACUUCGACACGGCAUCGAUCCUCAGCACGAGUGCCUCAUCGGUUCUCAGCGAUGCUACAACCUCUCGCGAGACGAUUCCGGAAGAGCACAGGACUGGCUCACCUCAGCGGUACUCGCCGCCUGUAUUGGACCCUUUGGCCCAAAGACGCCUGAGCAAUUACGAGGAUGACGGUUAUCGCCUACGCUUUGCUCUCCGCGAACUGAGCGCCCAAGUUGGAAUGGACGUUGUGCAGGGCUCAUGUCACCCUUGCGCUGAACGAUGGGCUGUUUUGUUCAUCUCGGCAGAUGGAAACAGUUUGUCGAGCCAGAUGACCUACGACCCGGACGAAGAAGUCGAAGACGAGGAGAAUUCCUCAACCAGCGACACUGAUGAUGACGAGAUUGACGAAAAGCCGGAGCUAGACAAGGACUACCAUCAACUGAGAGAUUCAAUCCUGAAACUCGUCGAGGAUUUCGAAAUCCCGCCAAGCAUUGAAGCGGAGGGUGGCCGCGCACAAUUCAGCAAUCGGGCCACCGGUAUCAAGAAGUAUCGAUCCAAGAACAAGAUCAUUACUGCUGAGAAGACCACGCCCAGCAGAAAUCCUUACCGUAGACGCGACGCCGAAGCGCAGGCGAGCCCCUCGCGGGAUAACUUCACAGACGUUGACAAUGACAACGCGUCCACAAAAGAGGCGGAAAAAAGGGCGGAAGCUGACGCGGAGCCGCCCUCAGUGCUCAUCGCCAUGCUCACUGCAGCCUCUGCACAAUCUCGAGCCCAAGCUGACUUCGUGUCGGCGCAUCUGUACUGGAAAACGCUGCAGCAGCUCAACGCACUCAGCUCCGAGUCUCUGCGGCGGAACGGUUUUGCAAUACUCUUGAACAUUUUCUCCCGCGGACCGCGGGAUUCGAUCCGUCGCUGCGCGUCCGCCAUCGAAGAAUACGACGCCUGGCUCGUCUGGCUCAAGCAAAGUCAGGAGCGACAUGAAGGACUCAUUGAUGCCAUGAUGAAGCGUUUGCGCGCUCUUCGUGACAAGAUGUGGUACGUCACAGACGUUCGCAAUUCCGCACCCUACGAGCAGAGCCGCAAUAUUUGUGCUGCCCUCAAGACCAUGGGCAUGCCACGGCGGUAUAACUCAUACCAGCGAAACCGCGCCCAUCAUUCGCGAGGACCUGCGUCGAGCUAUCUGUAUCGCACAGAGACGCAGAUCAUGGACCUCCUCGCUGCUUCCGAAGAACAGGGUGGACCCAACAAGUUGAGCGAUGACCAGGCAGACAAAACUUCGCGCUGGCUUCAACAGGCAGGGGUCGAAAACUUUUGCUGCGGUGAGGAGCGCAUACACAGAUUCUGUUGCGAGGUGGACACCUGCAUAUCAAAGUUGGUCGGCGAAUCGAUCAUGGAUGGCCCCGUCCUGUGGUCGAGUGAGCUGUACCAACGGGACAGGCGGAACCUGGAGACGAGCAGACCCGGCCCUCGGGACAGAGACCACCCGUAUGACGACACGGCGAGCGUUAUGAGUGACCCGGACCGCAGGUUCAUGUCUACCGGUCGGCCUAGCUCUGUUCGGGACCUGCGUGCCAUGUCGGCUCACAACUCAAGCCAGCAGUCAUUUGACUCUGGCAGCUACCGUUUUUCAAGGGCAAGCACAGUCUUAUCCGACAUUAUUGAUGGACAGGACUAUUUCGGCGUCUCGUCGCCCGUUCACACCAUCGACUCCAGUUCUACGUUUUGGUCACCCUUUCAAUCGGCGAUCUCACCGAGCUCGACGACGUCCCGGGCCCACUCUCCAACAACAAGCAUGACCAACCUGUCCAGCGUGUUCCAACAGUCUCACCCCCACUCACUGGGCUCUCACGCAAGCCACUCAGCCGGCAGGCCGGGUACUUCGGCAUCAUCUAAUGAGACGAUCCAUCAACAGCGUCUUUCGGAAGAAAAGGCCCGCUUCCUCAACGAGCUGCGCCAGACGCUGGUUAGCCUACUGCUCUCCGAUUUGGGUACCCUCGUCUUUUCGCGGGGGUCAGAGACGGACGACUGGUUUUCCACUUUGAGCCAAGAGUGUAUCGACAGGCGCGAUGCCCUCGAUAGACGGGCACGGCGAUCGGGUAAAUCUGGCAAACUGCCGCUCAGACCGCGUGUCAUUGAAAAGAAGAAGAGUUUUGGCAAUUUGCGGGGUGCUGGCGAGACAGACAAGAACUCCGAAACCACGGAAACCGGAAGCGCCCCAGGGAACGACAGCCCAGUGACAAGCGACACCGUCUCCGCCCGGUCCAAACCCAACCUGAAGGAGUCCACGCCCGAAUUCCCUUUCAAGAAGGCUUUCCAGCGCCUGCUCCGCAUGUUUAGUGUCCAUCCAAACCCUCACGCCAAACUGAGCGCUCUAUACGAGCUACAACAGCUUAUCAUCGCAUCUUUGGCCAGCAGCUCGCGGAGGUCGAGGCUGGGAUGGAACCGACAAGAUUUCAUGUCGGGUCCAAGUGACGACUCCGCAGGGCACGGUCGCCCGAACCCGCUCGAAGAAGCAAUCGAUAACGUCAGAGGAAGACGUUCGCAUACACUGCUGCAAUCACCUCCAACCGCGCCACCUCCCAUGGGGCCUCACCAGAUGCGCCAGAGCAACACGGAGAAUCGCAACGGUGUCUCGGGCAACUCAUCAACGACUGAUGCUGUCACAAACGCUCUGCGGACACUCUUCCGAGACGCGUCCAUCCGCCCAAAGACGCUCUUCCGAGAUUUGCAGUUCAUCGCCGCUUUUGUCCACCCGUCCAUCCUCGACAACACGGACAAGGGCACCGCGUUCUGGGACGCGGGUCUCGCCGCGCUGGGCCUCAAGCAAGAAGUAUGCCGCACCAUGAUUGAGGUGGCGGACGAGGUGCAGGGGGUGUACACAAGUACUCGCAAGAUGACCAGUGAUGCACCCGCUCAAGAUGCGGAGCGACUGGAAACCGACUCGCCGCCUCCUGUCACAACGGCGUACAGCUUGGCACAGGCAGGAAGGAUGUGGACCAUCACGGCAAAAGAGGGCCUUCCCACAGCCCAGCGAGAGUUGGCAAUCUUCUACCUCUCCAACCCCGAGUUAGUAGAGCGGACCACGUUGCCUCUCUCCAAGCCACGCGAGGUCUUCAAGCAGGCUGUCAUGGACAAAUACGCAGGCGCGUCUGGACGAACUGGCCCCGGCGCCAGGCUCUAUGCCGGGGAUCGAAACCGCGCGUCUGCGGGUGCCUCCGGUCUAGGGGGCUCUGUUGGCUCUCAGCACGCGGGCCAGGACCCGGGCUCCAAAGACGGAGAUGUUCGCAGCGACCCCGCGUUGAUGUGUGUGGCUGUCCAUUUCUUCCAGGCGGCAGAACAAGGAGGCGACGAGCUUGCUACUUCGUUCCUCCGCCAGAAUGAGUUCAAUGCCAUGAGUUAG
Molecule: messenger RNA, 5388 nt
Organism: Colletotrichum higginsianum IMI 349063
Lineage: Eukaryota; Fungi; Ascomycota; Sordariomycetes; Glomerellales; Glomerellaceae
Exons: 2
Coding region: 1-5388 (1795 amino acids)
Source: RefSeq, a predicted model, not a curated record